Messenger RNA from Exophiala bonariae, 3300 nucleotides. RefSeq lists its product as uncharacterized. Gene Ontology annotation, biological process: NADPH regeneration; proton transmembrane transport. Gene Ontology annotation, molecular function: NADP binding. The record is from RefSeq and is a predicted model, not a curated record. The transcript is spliced from 7 exons. Gene Ontology annotation, cellular component: mitochondrial inner membrane. NCBI's taxonomy places the organism in Eukaryota, Fungi, Ascomycota, Eurotiomycetes, Chaetothyriales, Herpotrichiellaceae. The coding region runs from base 1 to 3300 and encodes 1099 amino acids.
AUGGCUCACCACGCAUCACGAGUAACCUGGUCCAAAAGGAUCUCGGUUAAACUAUCUACCAACAGUGGUUAUGGAUUUCUGGACCCAGGCACCAUCUAUGGUUGUGUGCGGCAGGCGCGAAAAGCUGUCCACUCAACUUCCCGCGGCGCCAUUCCGCUAACCGCAAAACGUGCACCACUUGGACAAUUCUCGCCAAAAGCGUUUCCAAUAUGGUCUCGUCACAAAUCAGAACUUGCGCUGGAGCCUGUUCCUUACUCAGAGCUCACUGUAGGCGUCCCAGCUGAGACGUUUGACGGCGAGAAACGCGUCGCUGUCGCGCCACAGAACGUCCCACUCCUGCUGAAGAAGGGAUUUUCACGUGUUCUUGUUGAGCGUGGUGCUGGUGCUAACGCUGAAUAUGCUGAUGAGGUCUACGAGCAUGUCGGCGCCACUCUCGUCGAUAGAAAAACAUUAUGGUCCGAAAGCAACAUUCUUUUGAAGGUUCGCGCCCCAAACAUCGAGUCGGAAAUCCCCAACAUUCGUCCCGGUGCCACUGUCAUCUCCAUGAUUCAACCCAUGCAAAACCGGCCCCUUGUCGAGGCUCUCGCCAAUCAACGUGUCACAGCGUUCGCAAUGGACAUGAUUCCCAGAAUCUCACGUGCUCAGGCCUUUGAUGUUCUUAGUUCCAUGGCAAAUAUUGCCGGCUAUAAGGCUGUCCUCGAAGCAUCCAAUCACUUUGGACGUUUCUUGACGGGCCAAGUCACCGCGGCUGGCAAGAUUCCGCCCUCAAAGGUCCUCGUUAUUGGAGCUGGUGUCGCAGGUCUUAGUGCCAUCACUACUGCUCGUCGCUUAGGUGCCAUCGUGCGUGGAUUCGAUACCAGAUCCGCUGCUCGAGAGCAAGUCCAGUCUCUUGGCGCGGACUUCUUGGAAGUCAGCAUCCAAGAAGAAGGAGGCGGUGCCGGAGGUUAUAGCAAAGAAAUGUCCAAGGAGUUCAUCGAGGCUGAAAUGAAGCUUUUCAUGGAUCAAUGCAAGGAGGUCGACAUUGUUGUCACAACAGCCGCUAUCCCGGGGAAACCGUCGCCCAAACUUAUCACUGAAAAAAUGGUGAGCGCCAUGAAACCUGGAUCUGUCAUCGUCGACUUGGCCUCUGAGGGUGGCGGCAAUUGUGAGGUCACUCAACCUGGAAAACUCAUUGUCCACAACCAUGUCACUGUCAUUGGAUAUACGAACUUUCCCUCCCGACUACCAACGCAAGCCUCAAGUUUAUACUCGAACAACAUCACGAAAUUUUUGUUUUCAAUGGCCCCCAAGGAAAACUCCUUUGGUAUUGAUCUCGAAGAUGAAGUUGUGCGCGGUUCGAUAGUCACGCAGAACGGCGAGAUUAUUCCACCUGCUCCAAGAGCUGCUCCACCACCAGCAAAUACUCAGCAGACCCAUCAUGAAGAAGCUAAGCCUGUAGAACUGACGCCAUGGCAAAAGCAGACCAGAGAAGUGGCAACUGUCGCAGGAGGUAUGGGCGCCAUGCUUACUCUUGGAAAAUUCACCUCGCCCCUUCUCAUGAGCAACAUGUUCACAGCUGGUCUUGCCGGUCUGAUCGGAUAUCGAUCUGUCUGGGGUGUCAUUCCAGCCCUUCAUUCGCCUCUGAUGAGUGUUACCAAUGCCAUUUCUGGCAUCGUUGGUGUUGGUGGUUUCUUCGUUAUGGGAGGUGGCUAUCUACCAGAGACAUUCCCACAACUAUUAGGGUCACUGUCUGUUUUGCUGGCAUUUGUAAAUGUUUCAGGUGGCUUCGUCAUCACAAAACGCAUGUUGGAUAUGUUCAAGCGCCCUACUGAUCCACCGGAAUACCCGUGGCUGUAUGCAAUUCCUGGUGUCCUGUUUGGUGGUGGCUUUCUCGCAGCUGCUUCUACUGGUAUGGCAGGUUUGGUUCAAGCUGGAUAUCUUGUGAGCAGUUUGCUCUGCAUUGGCUCGAUCUCUGGGCUGGCAUCUCAAGCAACUGCACGAACGGGUAACCUUCUGGGCAUUCUGGGUGUCGGUGCAGGUAUCCUUGCGUCUCUUGCAGCCGCAGGGUUUUCACCUGAAGUUCUGGCUCAAUUUGGAGGCAUUGCUGCCAUUGGUGCUUUGGCCGGUGCUUUGAUCGGUCGAAGAAUUACACCCACUGAACUUCCACAGACUGUCGCUGCUCUUCAUUCAGUUGUUGGUCUCGCAGCUGUCUUGACCAGUAUCGGCAGUGCUUUGGCUCACGUGGAGGAUAUCUCUACAUUGCAUAUGGUCACAGCAUAUCUCGGCGUGGUGAUUGGUGGCAUCACAUUCACUGGCAGUAUCGUGGCUUUCAUGAAACUCGCCGGCAAAAUGUCUUCUCGACCUUUGGCCCUUCCAGGCAAACACCUCAUCAAUUCUAGUCUGCUUGCCGCAAAUGCUGGUACCAUGGGUGCUUUUGUCACAAUGGCGCCAGGCGCUCCAGUCGUAGCUGCUAUGGCUCUCUCCGCUAGCACCAUACUCAGUUUUGUCAAAGGCUAUACUACCACGGCAGCAAUUGGCGGUGCUGAUAUGCCUGUGGUCAUCACCGUUCUGAAUGCAUACUCUGGAUUUGCGCUCGUGGCAGAAGGAUUCAUGCUUGACAAUUCCUUGUUGAUCACGGUGGGAUCACUCAUCGGUGUCAGCGGUUCUAUCCUCUCCUACGUCAUGUGCGUGGCGAUGAAUCGAUCAUUGACCAACGUUUUAUUUGGCGGCAUCGCUCCCGUUACGCAGUCGCCCGGCCACGAGAUCCAAGGUACAGUCACGAAGACGAGCGUUGAGGAGACGGUAGACUCUUUGGUCGAAGCACAAUCCGUCAUCAUUGUCGUCGGUUAUGGAAUGGCUGUUGCAAAAGCUCAAUACGCCAUUGCUGAGAUAACAGCAUUGUUGAGGUCCAAGGGCAUCAACGUUCGCUUCGCGAUCCAUCCCGUUGCAGGCCGAAUGCCCGGUCAGUGCAACGUACUCCUCGCCGAAGCCAGCGUUCCAUACGAUAUUGUGCUGGAAAUGGAUGAAAUCAAUGACGAUUUCCCCGAGACCGAUCUCACGCUUGUCAUUGGAGCCAACGAUACCGUCAAUCCUAUCGCCUUGGAGCCGGGUAGCCCGAUCGCCGGAAUGCCUGUGUUGCAUGCUUGGAAGAGUAAACAGGUCAUUGUGAUGAAGAGAGGCAUGAGCAGUGGCUACGCCGAUGUUCCCAACCCCAUGUUUUACAUGCCUGGAACAAAGAUGCUGUUCGGAGAUGCGAAGGCUACAACCGAUGCCAUCAAAGCUGCGCUCGAGAAUAAAUACAAAGCCAAAUUCCACGUCUAG